AUGUCCGAAGACCGUUCUGCCUACCCAUUCAGCACUUUUCUCGACCAACAUUCUGGUCAACUAAAUGCAUCGGAUGUUCCACCUGAACUUUGGCAUAGUCUUUAUAAAAAACUGUCGGAUCAGACGUUUGAUGCUGGGGAUCACUUUCAAAUUAUUUGUGAGAUGAAUGAAGAUGAUGAGAAGACGCUUUUCGUCAGAGCUCUCGAGGAUUUGCAUAAUAAUGAUGAGGAUAAUAUUUUCCUUAUCGAUCAUUUCAUGUCAUUCUCAUCAGAAUCUGCUCGGAAGUGUGUUGAAUCGACAGAAGGACUCGUUGAAAGACUCGCCGGCCUUUUCGGUAUUGAUACCGACUCCACCGAGGAAGUAGAUGAAACUGUCGAGAAAAUCGAGACUUCCGUUGAAAAAGAAGAAGCUGAGCACGCAAAGAAGAUUAGCUCUGAAACUGGUAACCUGCCACGUCAUGAGUCAGUCGAUGCUCGUCUCUCCUCUUAUUCGGUCGAUGAUCCCAAAAAUGAGCUGACCGAGAAAGUAUUGAAAGCUCUGUGGAAAUAUUCUCAGACCUAUUCCGUAAGCUAUCAGUUGGAUAAUGGAGAAAUUGAGAAGAAAAGUGUUUGGUACGUGAUGGAUGACUUUGGAACUCGUGUUCGGCACUCUACCGAGCCAAAUGUUCGAAUCGUUCCAUUGAUGUUCCUUCCACAAAAUUGUGCAUAUAGUAUCAUGUUUCUCACGAAACCAGUAAACACUGAUGAAGAGAUCAUGAUGGAUUGGGCUUCCAAUGUUAUCACAGCUCAACAUCCAGAAUGGAGAAAAUACAUCGAACAACCGUGGGCUGCGCAGGAUUUCUCGAAAGAGACUAUGAUUCCGGAUGCACCGACGCUUGAAUACUUCACUUCUGGAAGGAAUCCUGACUUUUUGGCUGGUCCAACUGAGCAACAGACUUGCCAAUCGGCUAUUUUCACUUCAUUGCCAAUUUUGAAGAAGAGAAAAAUUAAGGUCUACGCUGACGAUACACAACUGACCGAGCAUCUUAAAAACCACAAAGUUGAAUAUGUGGAUGAUAUAAAAAAGGCUGACGUUAUUUGGAUGAUCAAACAUUUCCAUGAUUACAAGCAACUUUCGGAGGAAAAUCCAUGUGGAAUGAUCAAUCAAUUCCCAUUCGAAUCUUGCAUCACUGUCAAGGAUCUUCUGGCUGCUUGUGCAAUGAGAGAUCCUGCAAAGAACGAUUGGUAUCAGUUGACAUACAAUUUGAACACUCAACUACCGGAAUUCGUGGCGAGAUUUCAAAAUCGUGAGCUCAACGGACAGCAUAAUGUAUGGAUCGUGAAGCCGUGGAAUUUGGCACGUGGAAUGGAUAUGACAGUGACUGAAGAUUUGAAUCAAAUUAUUCGAAUGAUUGAGACUGGGCCCAAGAUUGUCUGCGAGUACAUUCCUCGCCCAUUGUUGUUCCCAAGGCCUGAUAACGGGAAUAAGGUGAAAUUCGAUCUUCGAUACAUCGUUUUCCUUAAUGGAAUUGCACCAGUUACUGCAUACGUCUACAAUAGAUUCUGGAUUCGAUUCGCUAUUAACGAAUUCAGUUUAUCUAACUUCGAGGAUGUGGAGACUCAUUUCACUGUAUUCAAUUAUUUGGACAAAGAGAAAAUUCUUCAAAUGAAAUGCGAAAACUUUAUUGAAACUAUUGAAAAAGCUUAUCCGAGGAUUCAAUGGAGUGAAGUACAGAAAGAUAUCAAUUUAACCAUUCGCAAGGCAAUCGAAGCAGCUGCAAAAGAAGAAGCUCCACGAGGAGUUGCUCCAAAUGUCCAAUCCCGUGCAAUGUACGGUGUUGAUAUUAUGCUUCAACACGGAGACAAUGACGUCAUCAAAUCCACUCUCCUCGAGAUUAAUUUCAUGCCGGACACCACUCGAGCAUGCCAGUAUUAUCCAGAUUUUGCUGACACUGUUUUUGAGACGCUUUUCCUGGAUGAAAUCGAUCCAACCAAAGUCACACCAAUCUAAUUUCGUGUUCUUUUUUGUUUUUUCUUCCAUAUUACGAUUGUUAUAUUAUUUUUUGUUAACUUAUUCUAUUUUCGGCACUGAAACUUCACCGUGUUCACGUUUUCAUCGGUGUUUUCUCGUAUUCCAGUGGAAAUUUUAUGAUCCUCUUUUCUUUAUAUAAAAUUUGCAUUCCUUU
This is a messenger RNA of Caenorhabditis elegans, 2164 nucleotides long. RefSeq names its product Tubulin--tyrosine ligase-like protein 12 (gene ttll-12). Lineage: Eukaryota; Metazoa; Nematoda; Chromadorea; Rhabditida; Rhabditidae. The transcript has 6 exons. The record is from RefSeq and is marked reviewed. Gene Ontology annotation, biological process: reproductive behavior. The coding region runs from base 1 to 1989 and encodes 662 amino acids.